Molecule: messenger RNA, 1293 nt
Organism: Mytilus californianus (California mussel)
Lineage: Eukaryota; Metazoa; Mollusca; Bivalvia; Mytilida; Mytilidae
Product: enkurin-like
Exons: 4
Coding region: 106-876 (256 amino acids)
Cellular component (GO): acrosomal vesicle
Molecular function (GO): calmodulin binding
Source: RefSeq, a predicted model, not a curated record
UCGGCCUUUGGUGACGUACUUCCUGGAAACGGCCUCAAGUUUAUUUAUCUGGAUCAGUUUUCUUAUUGUGUGUACAGUGUAUAGAACAAAAUCAGAGAUAUUAAGAUGUAUACAAGAGACGACGAACCAACAAUUUAUGGGUUGAUUCCUGAAGCAGAGAUUAAAAGAGAGAAAGCACCAAGACAUGUUUCAAAGUUUAGAGAUACUGCAAAGGAUGAUUAUGUUAAACUUAAAGAUGAUCACAAGACAAUGGGCCAAGCCAAAGUUCCUGUGAGACAACCAGAAAGUUUUAUGAAGAAACAUGAAAAAGAACCUGUCCUCCCAGACAGGAGAGCUUUUAGGUAUCCAGAUGAGGAAAGAAAAAGACCACCAGUACCUACAACUAAAGAUCAACCAUUAAUGGGUCUCAAAACAUCAAAGAACUUCAUCACUAAUAAUGCUGUCCAAAAUAUCACAUCUGUACCUAGAAUGCCACAAAAAGUAUAUGUUGACACAAAGAAAGGAGACAAAAACUUGCUGGAGCCAUCAGGACUGGAACCAGUUUAUGUACAUAGAAAGGAUUAUGGUGAAACACCAAAAUAUUUAGAAAAGAGAAAGGAUGAGAUGAAAAGAGCUCAGGAAGAAUAUGAUGCCUAUAUAGCAGAACAUUUCAGACGAGGGGCAAUGAGAUCUUUAUCAGGAGAAGAACGACAGGCAAUUCUACAAGGCCUUAAAACAAACUGGGAGGAAAUUCAUGACCAGUACCAGGGCCUGUCUGUUGUCACAGAUACCGCUCCAAAGAAAAACAGGAAAGAAAGAAUGGAAGCUGAAAUGAAACAACUAGAAAGAGACAUUGAAACAAUUGAAAGACACAAUGUUAUAUACAUUGGUAACUAAAAAUGCUGAAUAAACUAACAUGAUGUAAAGAUAAUAAGAAAAUUUCCUAAUUGUUGAUGUAAAUCAGUGCUUUUAAAGUUUUAUACUACAAUAUUUAAAACAAAGUCAAUCGGAAGAAAAAGACUAUAUGUACAACAAAAAAGCAUUACAAAAGGAAAAAUGUAUAGAUGGAUAUAGAAGAAAACAAUCACAUUUGUUAGGAUUUGCAAGUUUCCAUUUUAUAAAAUUAUUUUAUCACUUUUUUAAUGUCAUUCCAUCCUUUUCUUUUAAGUCUAUGAAGGAAUUUGUUCUAUACUAUACACUGUACAGAUUAUGUACUUAAAAAAUUAUUUUAUUUGUUUAUAUAGAUAAAUUUGGAUGGGUUUAUUUAUGUAAACAAAUGCUAUAUUAUAUUAUUGAAAUAAAUUAUGAAAUAUA